Cyclocybe aegerita is the source of this 402-nucleotide messenger RNA. The record is from the annotation of a GenBank genome assembly. Lineage: Eukaryota; Fungi; Basidiomycota; Agaricomycetes; Agaricales; Hemipholiotaceae.
AUGAGCAACGAUGACAACGGUGAUGAGCGAGGACAACGAAUGGCAACAGCAGCAGGUGACGAUGGCGGGCACGAACAGGGGCAGCAGGGCCAGUGGAAGGUGACGGCAGGCACAGAAUGUCAAUGCCUGUGCCUUUGUCUUGCUUUUACCUUUGCCCUUGCCCCUUGUUCUCCCUCCCUCGCCCCUUGUUUUCCUCCACCUGCUGCUGCCCGCCGAUUGCCCUCCUCGUCCCAACCUUCACUGGUUCACCCCUCACUCUUCACCCCUCACUGGCACCCCUCAACCCUUGCCCUCAACCCUUGCCCUUCACCCCCCUUGCCCUUUGCCCUUGCCCUUCACCACCACCCUUCACCUCCUGCCCAGCACCCAGCAGCAGCAGCUCAAACACAAGGGAGAGCAUGA